AACUCCUUACCCCUCUUAACUUCUUAAGAAGAUUGCUAAUAUAUGAUGUAUUUGGCAGGAGCUGCAGCCCCUCAUGGCUAACACAGUUCUACAGACAGCAGUGCAGAAGUCAUCACAUCUGCAGCAGAAUGAGCAACAACACUCACAAUCUGAAUCAUCAAACUAUCAGAAGAUUAGAAUCAAACUCUCACGCUUUGUUUCUUAUUUCUCUGGAGACAUGGCUCCCUAUGGCGAGUGGAUGAAAGGACAGUGCAUCUUGCUUCAGAUUUUUGAUUGGGUGCUGAGAGGUACGGCACAGGUCAUGUUCAUCAACAACCCCCUGAGUGGGCUGAUCAUCUAUGUUGGACUCAUCCUCCAGAAUAGAUGGUGGUCUCUUAAUGGCUUUUUAGGCACCUUGUUUGCCACAAUCUCGGCCCUCAUUCUCCAACAAAACAGAGGGGCAAUUGCAGCAGGCCUGUAUGGGUACAAUGGAAUCUUGGUUGGUCUUCUAAUGGCAGUCUUCUCCAGUGCAGGGGACUGGUACUGGUGGCUACUGCUGCCCAACAUCUUUAUGUCAAUGGCAUGCCCAAUCAUCUCUAGUGCUCUGGCUUCUAUCAGCAGUCGGUGGGAUCUGCCAGUUUUAAACCUGCCUUUUAACAUUCUGGUCUCUCUUCAUAUGGUAGCUACCGGCCACUACAACCUCUAUUUCCCCCAGGUCCUCAUCCAGCCAAGCAACUCCUUCCCCAAUAUCACAUGGUCUGAACUGGAUUAUGCUUUGCUCUUUCGCUCCAUUCCUGUGGGCAUUGGGCAGGUCUAUGGUUGUGACAAUCCUUGGACAGGCGGCAUAUUCAUUGUAGCCCUGUUUAUCUCUUCACCAAUAAUGUGCGCACAUGCCAUUAUUGGUUCAGCUAUUGGGAUGGUAUCAGGUCUUGCUCUUGCUGCACCAUUCCAGAGUAUUUACCUUGGACUGUGGGGAUACAACUGUGCAUUGGCCUGUAUUGCAAUUGGUGGAAUAUACUAUGCCCUCACAUGGCAGGUCCAUCUACUGUCUAUAGUCUGUGCAUUUUUCUGUGCAUAUCUUGGUGCUGCAGUUGGAAAUGUGAUGGCUACUUUCGGACUUCCAGCAUGCACUUGGCCCUUCUGUUUGUCUGUACUCACAUUCCUCUUAAUCACCACGGAAACCAAAACCAUCUACAAGUUGCCUCUUUGCAUAGUUACUUACCCUGAGAAAAACCUCAUGUUCUACUGUAAGAUAAAGAGGGAGAUGAAGGCAGAAGAGGAGAUGCUGCAGGAGAAAGAAAACGAGGUGCAAAUCACAAAAAACACUGAUGUAAAAAUUAUGAUGGAGGCCAAAGGAAAAGAGGAGCAGGACGUCUGCACGGAAAUAUGUCGAGGGCAGCAUUCAGAGAACCUGUACAUUACUAAAAACACUAUGACAAGGGCAAUUGCAGCAGGCCUGUAUGGGUACAAUGGAAUUCUGGUUGGUCUUCUAAUGGCAGUCUUCUCCAAUGCAGGCGACUGGUACUGGUGGCUACUGCUGCCCAACAUCUUUAUGUCAAUGGCAUGCCCAAUAGUGUCUAGUGCCCUGGCCUCUAUCAACAGUCAGUGGGAUCUGCCAGUCUUUACCCUGCCAUUUAACAUUCUGGUGUGUCUUCAUAUGGUAGCUACAGGCCACUACAACCUCCACUUUCCACAGGUCCUUAUCCAGCCUAGAACCUCCUUCCCCAACAUCACUUGGUCUGAGCUGGAUUGUGCUUUGCUCUUCCGCUCCAUUCCGGUGGGCAUUGGACAAGUCUAUGGUUGUGACAAUCCUUGGACAGGAGGCAUAUUUAUUGUGGCCCUGUUUAUUUCUUCACCAAUAACUUGCGUGCACGCUGUUAUUGGUUCGGCUAUUGGGAUGGUGUCAGGUCUUGCUCUUGCUGCACCAUUUCAGAGCAUUUACUUUGGACUGUGGGGAUACAACUGUGUCUUAGCUUGUAUUGCAGUUGGUGGAAUGUUCUAUGCCCUCACCUGGCAGGUCCAUCUACUGUCUAUUGCCUGCGGGUUUUUUUGUGCAUAUCUUGGCUCUGCAAUUGGCAAUGUGAUGGCUACUUUUGGACUUCCAGCAUGCACUUGGCCCUUCUGCCUGUCAGCCCUCACAUUCCUUUUGAUCACCACAGACACAAAGACUAUAUACAAGCUGCCUCUUGCCACAGUUACCUACCCUGAGAAAAACUUAAUGUUUUACAGUAAAAUGAAGAAGGAGAAGAGGGCUACAGAAAAUCAGAUGAAAGCCCAUGAGAAGUUGCUACUGCAGGAGAAAGAGGCACAAAUUCAAAAAGAAAUGGAUGUAAAAAUUACAGUGGAGAGCCAAGAAAAUAAGCCUCAGGAUGACUGCACUGAGAUAAGCAGAGAGCAUCAUCUAGAAAACGUGCCCAUUGCUGAAAACACAAAGACAACAAUAUAGCUGAAAUAUGAAUAAGCCAAUUCUACAGCAUCUUUCACUCUUUGUGCACAGUAGAAUGGGUUGGGUUGCCUCUCAAAUAUGGAGUAAUAAGAAAGUAUUUAUAUUGUUAAAUUACUUGCAAAAAGGGGCAUGUAUGUGUAAAAUGCCAAUAUAUAUUUUUAACUUAUAAUAAAUUAUGUUUAUGAGCUACUGAGCUACUUGGGAACAUUUUUGGCCUCUGAAUUGAGAUGCAUCGGCUAAAGAUUGUAUUUGACCUGGCUAUGAACAAUGUCUUUUAUAACCAAAAUAUAACCAAAUAAUGGAUUAGUCCAUACUAAGUACCCCUAUAGUCUCAUUCCAUUUUCUAACAAUCUCACUGUGGUAAACAUGUAGGGCUGCAUGACUAAAUAUUGAUAUUAGGUAAUUCUUCUUUUUUUCCCUAUAUUUUGUUGGCUUUGUAAAUGUAGGAACAAUGUAAAUGUGUUUUCAGACUUUUAUCUCUAUUUUGAUAGUUAAAAGAAAACGUGUUAUAAAUAAUUAUUCUUUAUGUAUUAUAUGUAAACUUGGCUAUUGUAUGGAAUAUGCAUUAUUCUGCUUCUGGUUACAAUUUGCAAAGCCUCAUGUGUGCAUUUUGAGUUGUAAAUAAAAACCCUACAUAACCUACACAGUGCCUCAACUAUUCAAACAGUUUUAUAAAUGAUUUAAUAACAGAACACUUUUGCAGAUCCUGGGGGUAUAAUUCAGUCCUAGCUAUCACAUCACAUGGUUCUUGUCAAAUUCUUACACUUGCCCAUUUUUCCUAAAAAUAAAUGUGUCAAAAGAUGUCAUCGUAUUUGUUUUGUAUAGGUUUCCAUCCUUUUUUGUUGUUUUCAAUGUUUCUAAUCUAAAGUUUUUCAGUUAUAGCCUCCACAUUUGGUAGUUUGGUAAUGAAAUAAGUCACAUGCUCAUUAAACUCUGUAAUAAUGUCUUUGUU
Molecule: messenger RNA, 3377 nt
Organism: Silurus meridionalis
Lineage: Eukaryota; Metazoa; Chordata; Actinopteri; Siluriformes; Siluridae
Product: urea transporter 2-like
Exons: 14
Coding region: 74-2425 (783 amino acids)
Biological process (GO): urea transmembrane transport
Cellular component (GO): membrane
Molecular function (GO): urea transmembrane transporter activity
Source: RefSeq, a predicted model, not a curated record